UAAAAGCAAGCGAUCGAUCGAUCAAUCUACAGGGUUCCAGUGCUGAUCAACUCGUUCUUCCGAUGGAAGCUCGCAGUUCCGAGGGCAUGAGUUUGCGGCCGAGGAGAAAACCCUUCGCCGAUAUCACCAACGCUUCAUCCCUUCACUCUUCUACUGCGACCGAUUCAGUGAAACCUAAGCCCAAACUCAAGAUUAGUCCAGAGUACUCCAGCUCCAAAUCUUCCGUCUCCAGCUCUGGAUCCACCAACCCCAAAAAUACUGGAGAUCGCGAAUCCCUCAAAUGUACUCCUGUAGCCAACGGAUCCUCGUUGAUUUCGGUUUCAGGUGUUUUCAGCAGCAUAAAAUGUGGAUUUGUUGGCAACGAAAAAGGUGAACAAUCUAGUGUUAGAUGGCAAUACGUUAAAGAGAAACGAAAAGAGCAAAAGGAUGUUUCAUUAAGAGCAUCAUCUAGUUGUCCUCCACUAGGAAGAAGCAGAAGAGUUCGGAAAAACUUGUCGAUGAAGCAUGAAAUGAGUCAGAAUGAGGCAUUUUCAGAACCUUAUCGGAAAAAGAAAAAAAGGCAACGUUGCUCGGGAUCAGCUGGUGAAGAUAUUCCGCUUCAGGAUUUCAUCCAGAAACAGAGGGCCUAUUUUGCUGAAGUUGAUUCGUUUGAGCUGCCCGAGGAGGAGGUCUCAGAAAGCGAAUUAGAAUGAUAAAUUUGCAUUUACAACUCAACAAUUAGUAUAAUGCAGCAAAUUUGGUAUUAUGUAAGUAGUCGAAUUAACUAAUCCGUGGUCCACGUUGUAAUUUUCUAAUAUCUUGGCCAGCACUGAUAUAACGUAAUAUUUGAUUGUAAAUGUGUAAUCUUCUUUUCUUGAAA
Molecule: messenger RNA, 859 nt
Organism: Phalaenopsis equestris
Lineage: Eukaryota; Viridiplantae; Streptophyta; Magnoliopsida; Asparagales; Orchidaceae
Exons: 4
Coding region: 63-692 (209 amino acids)
Source: RefSeq, a predicted model, not a curated record